Molecule: messenger RNA, 1005 nt
Organism: Lachancea fermentati
Lineage: Eukaryota; Fungi; Ascomycota; Saccharomycetes; Saccharomycetales; Saccharomycetaceae
Source: the annotation of a GenBank genome assembly
AUGGGGUUUCUGACUGAUCAUCCUCACACUGCUAUAACUGAUACUAUUGAUCGAAUUGUGUCGUCAGAUCAAUUCACGCUGGAAGUGGAACUGGCGUCAUUGAUUCAGACGAUCAAGUCAAGUAAAGACUAUACUUAUUCUAAUAACCAGGAUGAAGCCGCACGUAGCAUUAGGAAGAAACUCAAGUAUGGGAACAAAUUGCAACAGAUCAGAGCGCUGGAGCUGUUGAACCUGUUUGUGUCGCAGGGGGUAAAAUUUUCCGUAAUGUACAACGAUAGCAAGUUACUAGACCGGUUGGAAGUAAUCGCACUCAACUCUGGGACGGAUUCGAGGGGGCAGCACUAUAAUCAGCUAAUUGUGAAGAAGUGUGUUGCGUACGUGCUUGGAUGGUAUGAGUUUGCCCGGCAACAGGGUCAAUCGCGCACUUAUGAGGGCCUUUUGCAACUGGGCAAGACUGUUCAGCGCAAGUACUCACUCAAACGUCGCAAUAAAAGCGAGGCUAGAAGUCGUAGAAACUUCAUGAAUGAUGAGGCAGAUGCCUCUGUCUACUCUGCUAAUCCCGACGUCAGGUACGGCAUACCCCAGAUUGACAUGCAAUCAGAAGGACCCAAGAUUCGGCUCUUGAUUAGUGAUUCUUUAGCUACUUCUGUUUCGUUGAAAAACUCGCUUAUGAUGCUUCCUUCUGGAGUCCGAAGCACGGAGGAUGAAGAGGCAACUGCCAAAUUCAUUCAAGCCCGUGCAAUGCGCCGUAAAGUUCUUCGCUAUCUGCAACUGGUGACGGAGGGCGAGUUUUUGGGCAGUUUGAUCCAUGCCAAUGAGGAACUGGUUGAGGCAUUGACCAAGUACGACAAACUUGGCGGUGAUGUUGACGAUGAUGACGAGAUCACACUUUCAGAUGAUGACGACGAAGAGGAGGACAACGUGUCCGAGUCAUCAUCAGCUGUGUCAGCAGUUCCCGAAACCUACGACAAUAACGAUCCCUUUGGUGAUCAAAACAGAAUCUAA